CAAGCUAUAGGAACCCUUGUUUCGUGUCCGUUCGCUGCCAUAUCUCGCCACGACCUCGUUCUGUACCGCAGUACAACUUUCACAAUAAACCAAACUACCUCUACUUCAGAACGCAUAUCAAGAUCUCCCAAUGGCAACCAUCAUCGAAGCCCAGGACCUCAGAGAAAGAAUCAGGCGCUUCCGAGUUCUGAUCAUGGGGAGAGCAAACACAGGCAAAACGACCAUCCUUCAGAAGGUCUGCAACACCACGGAUCAACCAGAAAUUUACGAUACCCAAGGAAACAAGAUCGAUACUGCCAUCAUAGAAUCAUCAAUUAAGCGUGGAAAUCACAACAUCACGAACGAAAUGGUGUUCAAAAGCGAUCCCACUUUUGUAUUUCACGACUCACGUGGUUUCGAAGCGGGAUCCGAAGAAGAAUUCGAGACCAUGAAGAAAUUUAUCACAGAACGCGCACAUGCAACAAAAUUAGAGGAGCGAAUCCAUGUUAUCUGCGGUCGGAGAAGUUCUUUUGGGAGUGCGACACCGGGCACGGUGAACUUGCAACUUCAUCUUCCCGUGGUCGUGGUGUUCACCAAGUUCGAAGCUCUGCGUCCAGUCGCAUAUGGUGAAAUUAAGAAGCAACUACAAGGGGUAUCAGGCGAAGAACGCUCAAAGAGGAUUGCCGAGGGCGUCGAGGAACUGUUUACUAAGACAGAUGUCUUGAAUCGGUUGUGCAACCCUAAAAACUGGGCUCGUCCCAAGUCCUACGUGCACUUGCAGAGAACCGUCCUAGAUAUGAACAAACCGAAUACAAACUGCGACACUCUACUGGAAAGCACCACCCUCGCAUUGGACGACGAAGAAUUGCGGUUGUGCUUGGUGUCAACACAGAAAUCAAAUCUGGAGCUUUGCAUCAAGUGUGCCAUCGGGUGAGUCUCAGAUUCGCAAGUUACAUUGUUUGUUCCAACAUCAUCUAGAACACUCGUUGAUUGUGCA
Messenger RNA from Suillus discolor, 976 nucleotides. RefSeq lists its product as uncharacterized. NCBI's taxonomy places the organism in Eukaryota, Fungi, Basidiomycota, Agaricomycetes, Boletales, Suillaceae. The record is from RefSeq and is a predicted model, not a curated record. The coding region runs from base 131 to 913 and encodes 260 amino acids. The transcript has 6 exons.